CACUCACUGGCUUUAAUUUGUGUUAUCUGGAACCAGGAAGUCCUAAAAUGUUGCAUUACACACUAGUCACACAUCUUCUGCCUGCCUCAAACCCAUCUAAAUGUUCUUAGUUUUUCCUCAAAAAUAAAAUCAUAGUUUGGAUCAGGAGCCAUAUUUUUACCCAAUUAUUCACUGUCAAAUUUAUUUGCUUCUCUGGGUCCCCUUGAGAAACAAGCCAACUUAUUCCUUCAUUCUACCCAGUUAAAGUCCUGAAAGAAUAGGUGAAUACACAUCUUUUUUUUUUUUUUGAGCUCGUCGUUAAGUAAACUAGCUAACACCCUUGAGCGUCCACCAGGAGGCGCCCGGGGCGUCGAAAGACCUGCGGUGGAGAGGCGGCGAUGGAUGCAGCAGCGAUGGAACCCGGCAUCCUUUUUUAAGAAUCAGCGUGAGGGAAGGGAGCAGAGCUGCGUUAUUUUAGGGAGACCUUGUCGCACUCCCCCUCUCGCGUGUAGGUAGCGUCUAGGGUGUGUGCGGGCCCCAUGGAGAGACGCUGGCGGUGGCUGCGGUGGCAGCUGGGGCUCCUAUCGCAGCUGCAGCCGGCAGUAACCCGACCCCGCCAGCGCAGGGACUGAAGAGGCGCAAGAGACAGCGGCGAGCUGCGAACAAAAGCCCUCGGCGCGGAGCCCGAGCCUGGGACCCGCGAGACUCCACAAAAGGACAGGGCCCAGCCAUGGUGGACCCCGUGCCUGAAGAGGAGAAGGCGGGAGCUGAGCCCGGAGGCUCGGGUGGGGACGGAGCCGGCGCGUCUGUGCCCCCUGACGCCCAAGGCGCCCAGCAGCCUGCGGCCUCUUCGGCCUCGGCCUCGGCCUCUGCGGCGGUGCCCCGCAAGGGUGAAGUCCCGUGCGCAGCAGAAGGCGGGCGGCGGGAGCAGUCCCCGCUGCUACACCUCGAUCUCUUCAACUUCGACUGUCCGGAGGCCGAGGGCAGUCGCUACGUGCUGACCAGCCCCCGCUCGCUAGAGGCCUGCGCCCGCUGCGCGGUCAAGCCGGUGGAGCUGCUGCCACGGGCCCUGGCGGACCUGGUGCGCGAGGCCCCCGGCCGCUCCAUGCGAGUGGCCACGGGUCUGUACGAGGCCUACGAGGCGGAGCGGCGCGCCAAGCUGCAGCAGUGCCGGGCCGAGCGCGAGCGCAUCGUGCGCGAGGAGAAGCGGCGCCUCUUCACGCCGCUGGGCCCCGCAGCCGCCGCGGCCCCGGCCCCCAGCGCGGGCAGCAGCAGCAGCUGCAGCAGCGCCAGUCUGCCGGCCUCGCCCGCGCCGCGUGCCGCCCGCAAGGCCUCCUCCAGUCCUUCUCCGGCCCGGACCCAACCUCCGCCCGCGGCUUCGCGGGCGGGUAGGAAGAGCCAUUCGCUAGACUCGCUGUCCCGCCGGCGCGAGGGCGCCCUCAGCUCCGAGUCCGGCGCGUCAUCGUCGUCCUACAGCGGGGAGAGCCUGCGGGAGCUGCGCUGGCCGCCGCGGGCCCCGGCCAGGAACAGCUGCCCGGCGGGGUCCGCGUCCUCCGCCCUCAACCCUCUGGGCCGCCCGUCCGCCCUGGCCCUGGUUCCGCUCACCGGCCGCAGCUUCAGCCUCGGAGACCUGAGCCACUCGCCGCAGACGGCUCAGCACGUGGAGCGCAUCGUGCGCCAAGUACGCGCCGAGCGGGGCCUGCGCGGGGUGCCCGAGCGCGACCGCAAGAUCGCGGCGCUGAUGCUGGCGCGGCACCAGGAGGAGCGCCUGUUGCUGGAGCAGCGCGCCGCAGCCCACGGCCAGUGGGAGCAGCAGCGUGUGCGCGCCGAACAGCGGCGGGAGCGCGAGGAGCGCGAGAAGCAGCGCGCCCUGGAGCAGGGCCGCCGGGCCUGGGCCGCGCAGGUGGAGGAGCGGCGCGGCCGCCGGGGCCGCGAGGAGCGCGAGGCGGCGCGGCGGCGGCAGCGGCAGUGCGAGCGCAGCGAGGAGCGGCGGCGGGAGCUGGCCGAGCGCCAGGGCCUGCUGCGGCGCGAGCGGGCGGAGCGCGCGGCCCGGGAGGACCGGCUGCGCAAGUUGCAGCAGGAGCAGAACCUGAAGCAGCGGGAGGAGGGCCUGCAGGAAGGGCGGGAGCGCGCGGAGCAGGUCCGCAGGGAGCGCGCCCAGCGCGCAGCCCGCGCCAAGCAGCGGCAGGAGGGCCAGCUACAGCGGGAGAAGCGGGAGCUGAGCCGGGCCGAGCGGGCGCGCCACGAGGCGCUGCUGCAAGGCCGGGCCCGGCAGGAGCACGAGGAGCGAGAGGGCCUGCGGAGCUCCCUGGAGGCCAGUUUGGGCCGCGCGCAGGAGAACUACGAGCAGUUGGUGGAGCAGCGCACCCGGGAGCUGCGCGAGCGGGCCCGGCGGGAGGAGCUGCAGGGCCGGCGGGCCAAGGAGGCUGCCGAGCGCAAAGAGCGGGAGCAUCAGGCACACCUGGAGGCGCUAGCCCGGGCAGGGGAGCGGCGGCUGCAGCACGCGGCGCAGGCGGCCGAGGAGGCGGUGCAGCAGAAGGCACGGCGCGUGGGCCAGAGCCGGUUGGAGAAGGAGCGGACCCAGCGCGCCAACAAGGAGAAGGUGGAGAGGGACGAAGACUGCCGCCGGCAGGAGCUGCUCCAAGCCAUCGGGCGCAAGCUGGAGCGCAGCGAGCAGCUGUCGCGGGAGCGACGUAGCGCGCUGGAGAGCGCACGCUCCACAGCCCGGGCCUCUUUCCACGUGCGUGAGAAGGUGCGAGAGGAGACCAACACGCGCUCCUUCGACCGCAUGGUGCGCGAGGCCCAGCUGCACGCCAGCCUGGACCGCAAAUGACCGCAGCCCUGCGCUGGCCAGACAGCCACGCUCAGCCCGGGCGCGUCCCUUGGCCACUUUGCCCAGACUGUGGGAGUCCCCCGGCCCAGCACCGUGGCCCGCCAGGCUUCUAACCAAUGAGGCGUUGAAAGGAUGGAUGUGCCAGACCUGUCAGUCCGCCGCCUUUGUUUUUAAAAACUGACUUUGUAGAAGACGUAGCACAAUCUGACCACAUCCCCCCUUGGUGGCUCUCGCACUGGCCCUUACCAAGCUCCCCUCUGUGUCUUUUGGGUUGGAAUAGAAAAGAGCUGGGAGAAAGGGGCUGGGUCGGGAGUGGGGGGAGGGCCCCCGGAGGCUAGAGAGUGCAGCGGUGAUUGUCCCCUUCUGCAACGGUCACCCCAGUCGCCUUUCCCACCUUGGUGUCUCCGACUGUGGUCACUGCAGCUAAGGAGGCAUAUCCCCGGCUUGCCUCGGGCUCUUAAAAUAGGGCAAGUUGCACAAGGCUUGGAGGGCUUGCAGAAAAGUACAACCCUCCCAAGGUGUUAGGCCACAAGUGACCCGAAAAGCUGUUGAUCUUUGUGCGGUUGACUUUUAGUCUGCCACGUGAACAAAUUCUUGUCUUAGUUCUGGUAGUUUUUCGUUCGUUCCUAGGUGUUCUAGUUAGACAAUCAUACGCAAAUACUGAUCAAUUUGUAUUUUUUUCUCCCUCCUUAUUCUCCCAAGUGACCCAAGAAACCGGUGGGUUUGGUGGUGCUGUUUAGCUUUAGUGGAAGGCCCCAGCCCGGGGGGAGGUGGGUCCCUGAGGCAGCAGUGUUCCACCGGGUCACACUUUCUUACAGGGUAGUUUCAGGGGCAGUGGUGUCUGACACCCACCUUCCGGUGUGGAGCCCACUCCUCGCAGGCAGCAGCCAUGCCUUAAGAAGCAGAGCUACCUGAUGUGCCUGCCCGGGCCAAGCCUGCCUAGUUAUCCACCCUGGAUGCCGUCCUGAGGGUGGGCCCCAGAGAGUUUGGAGUGCAGGAUUCCCUCUGUGAAGGAAUCGUCACCACCGCUCCCGGGGCCAUUUCCUGUGGUGGCUCAAGAGCUGGAAUGGCCUCUUUGCUGUUGAGAGUUGUGCUCGUUAUUGUUGGUAGUGUGGCUUCUCCUCCUCCCCUCCCCCAUGUGACGAAAAAGGGAGUCUCCCCCUUAAAUGCCUGGUUCCCUCUCACCGAUGACUGAAAGGAUUUAAUUGGUCUCUCCAUGCCUCACCUUCCCCGUUAGCCAGAUGGGGCCAUCAGUACUCUUCUGGUACCUUGAGGUCUCCUGGAUCCAAAGCACCACCUCAGUAUUAUUUGCUGGUCUUCUUUGUGCCUUUCUUGACCUGGAGUUGGGAGGCAGGAGGGCUGCUGUUGGCCUAGGCUAUUUCUGGGAAUAAGGAUUCUUAGCAUUGGAAGUGUCGGUGCUUCAUGAACAGAUGGUCAUUUAGCCUCUAGGGGGAAAGACUUACAAGGCCAGGUCACUCCCUGGUCCCAAAAGUCCUGUUCGGUUGUCUUCAGGCAACUUUAGCCCUUAGAGUGCUCCCCUUCCGUGAAGCCAAAAUCAGCCCCCAGCCAUAUCCACCCAGUGACUCUGCCUUCAGCAGGGAAGGUGGAAGUAAGACAUUACUUUUUACAUUAAACCAGGAUCAGGAAAUAAAGGUUACCAAAAAAAAAAAAAAGAGAAUCAGGGUAGACAACUACUAUACGAGAUGUAUUUCAUGUAUAUUCUGCUGGGCAGAAUUGUUCCUAAAAUGUUUGGUAAUACACACACAUCCACUCCAUCAGCACCCCUGCUCCCCAAUCACAUGCCAGCAGGUACAAGCAUAGCGUGUAGAAGGAAACAGUGCUUAGGUGUCACACUGCAGAGGUUGCAAAACCGGGAAGGAGCUGUGCCAGGGUUUGUUUCUUGAAUGGGUGAAUUUUUCCCUGGUCAGUAACCAGGUUGUCAGUGAUCUGUAGUAAUUGUCAUUGUCUGUGAGUCAGGGGCAUUUCACUGAAAAGUUAAUGUGGUCCUGGUUCUUAUCUUGUGGUUCCUGAUUUGCUACAGGGCUUUUGAAGCCUGAAUAGAAAGUUCUGCCUAAAACUACUGACCUCCAAAGUAUAUGCAUUCAUUUGAGAGGGACACAAUCUGGCGUUUUGGAUAAGGUGCUGUAGGUACAUAGGUGACCUUCCCUGGUUCUCUGUUCGGUUUGUUUUCUGACUUCCUGAGUGACUUUGGGUGGAUCACCUCUCUGGACCUUGGUUUCCGCCCCCUGUAGAAAGGCGAUCGUGGUCUCCGCCCUCCCUCUCACACCAACAGUGUGAGGAUGAGUCAGAAUCAAAGUGGUGCUCCCAGUUCCCUGACUUUGGAACUGCUGGUGCAAUCGGUAUAAACAGAAAGGACCCUGUGACUGUACUGUCUAGAGAGUGUAACGUACUGUCGUGACCUAGUGCAGAAAGGAAUGCCCUUGAAAAGCACAUUGCAGAUCAUAGGGUCAGAUGUGAUGCAAAGAUUCAAGUCUGAACGUCACCAAAUUAGAGGUUUUCGCUUAGAGAACAGCACUAUGUAAAGUCAAAAACUUUUGGAUUCUUUAAAAAAUCCAUGUAGCUAAGUGGAAUUGAAACAAAAACAGAAGCGAAACCUGGUAAAGACUGGUUCCUCCAAAUUUCAGAUCAUCCUCUAGAAUAUAGACCCAUCUCUAAGUUCUAGGAUAAUUGGUCAUGUUGCUUUUUGAGGAGGAGCAAUUUCUAGAAUCCUUUGUUGGCCCUUUUAUUUAUAUUCUUCUCUUUGAAGUGAUGCCAGAGAGGAAGUGUUUCUCAUUCCGAAAUGCAGCAAGAGAAAAUUAGAGGGGUGGGGGCAGUGGGGAUCACAGAUGGAGAAAGGCUUGCUUCUCCUGAUGUGAACAUUCUCACAAGUACCUGGAAUCUGCGCACCAGGCUGGAAGUUUUCUUACCGUCCAGGAGAUUGCAGUCUUGAAAUGGCCACAGGCAUUCACGUUUGCCCUCUUGGAACCUGCUCUUGCUCAGAGAAGGGAGAAGGUGAAGUGGGGUGAGGAGGCAUGGGAAGCGUUGGAAGAACUUUAGUUUGAUUCAUUACCAAGGAAACAAGCAGAACAAAACCGUUUCAGGGGGAAUCGUCGGUGAAGCUAGCCCCGUGUCCUGCUCAGGCCAUGACCAAUGCCUACAGCACACCUGAACUGGAAGAUGGAAGUUUCCUUUUGGAAGCACACAAACUGAGUCUUCAGUGGGAGCAGUAAGCAGGAUUCGCCAAAGGUGAAGAGUCUGUGAGGUCGUGAAGGCGUAUGUGAAUGCAGUUUGUGUUCGGGCCAUUCUGUGAAGCUCACCUCUUAUCGUUCCUUCUCCUUCAAAAAGUCCAUGGAAACAGAGGGGUGACCAACUCUACAUAAGGGGCUCUAUCUUUUUUACCAUUGAAUCCUCGGUAGUCCAUGAUUUAGCCCCUGCCAUAUGGUAAGCACAUGAAUACUGAAUGGAGAAAGGGGUAGACGACGGAUGGAUGAUGGACAAGUGAAUGGUAACCAGAGGGAAUCUGUAUAGAAUAGAUCGGGUGGGCAGGCCUUGAUUCAUUUGACAAAUUUGUAUUGAGUGUCUGCUCUGUGCCAGGCACUGCUCUUGGUCCUGGGAAGACGGAGUCUCUCUGAUCAUUGACCCUGGGGACCAGUUAUGCUGCAAUGUCAUGAGCAGAUGCCUUUAUUUCCCCACUGGGCUUAACUACCUUCCCACGCUGGUUUCCAUGCACAUGCAGACCUGAUGGUCCUUCAAGCACAAACUUCAAGACUUUUCAGGUUCCUGGGCACACGCCAUCCUCCAACCAACCAUCAUCUAAUCAUGUUGUUCUCUUUCCCUUGGAGGAGUCUUGACUAAUCAGGUCAAACUCAUAAGGUCAUGUACUUAAUCAGCUUUAAAUUACAGUAAAAAGAGAGAGAGAGAGAUUAAUUACCUCCAAGGGCAUUAUUUGUCCUGCCUUUAAUGGAUGCAGCGUCAAUAAUGAUUGUUGACCUAGAGAACUGAGCCUCAGGCUGUGCAGAGUCCCAGAUCACCAAAACAGGGUACCCACUCCAUCAUUUGACUGUUCUUGCUGAGACAAGAAACUCAUUUCUGAAGCAUUCCCAGUUUUAAAGCCCCAACAAAAAGAGAUUUGUGAUCGAUCCUAACUCGAUGAGAAAGUUUAGUGAAUCAGAAUAUCCCACUUCUUAAGACAUCCAGGUGGUGGAGGUCACCCACAGGUGGCUAUGUGGACUUGCCUUUUCUCCACCGUAUGACUCCAUCUCCACCCUGCACAUCCCAGAGAGACGUUCGGCAGAGGAGCAUAAGGAAAGCUGGCAUUUCUUGACACAUCUGGAAAGGGACUUUCAGGAACCUGGCAGAUAACUCUCAGUUCUGGAAAUGUUGUUCAGGCCUUAUAUGUGACACUUUGGCUUUGGGUGUCUGAGGCAGAACCUGCAGUAUUACUCCUGAUCACAUGCUUUAGUUACAUGACUCUGGACAAAAGAGCGCUUCGUCUGCUCACAUAUGUGCUCUGCUCCAUGGAUUUCUGGUGCUCUCUCUACAUGCGCCUCCUCACAGCCCCGUGCAGACCCCCACACGCCCCAGCCCUUCAUACUGUCUCUGCUGCCACUUGGGCUUCACCUAGGUUAGGGCUGGGACAGAGGGUGGAGUUGGUAGGGUAUAGAAGGGGAGGGUGGUUUUUCUCAGAGGAACACUGGUCUUCACUGUUUGCAGUAUUGUUACUUCCUGAUUCAUGAAACACUGUCAUGUCCUACGUGAGCACAAAAACCUAGUCCAAAGUGAUUUUGAAGUCUUCCUGCCUGUCUUCCUCUCCACCAGUAUAGUACUGACGGCAUGUUUUUGUGUCAGAUGCUUGCACAAUUCACGGGAUUGUCAAAAAGAUGAUCCAGAUCUACUCCUUCUUUGAGUGUGCAUGUGCAUACACAAACACACGUACACAUACGUGCACACACACACACGCUCCUACUGAUCCCAGCAUCAGCAUUCUAACAGAGGGAAGGAAACUAGCCAUCUGAUUCUUCCAGGGAAGGAUAAGUGCUGGGAAAAUUGAGCUGCCCCUUGGUGGGGGUCCAUUGAUUGCACCUACCUCCAGCCCCAAGUCUGCUCCAGGCUCUGGCCUGUAAGUGUGGUGUCCAUGUUUCCCAAAUCCGUCAUUGAGCCACGUGGAUGACAGAGGGUUUUCAUGCUGCCACUACAUUUCUCCUUCUGCCUACGUAGUGUGAGAGACUGACUGGGAAAUGGAAUUUGGAUGCCAAAAUGUUGACAUUCGGAACAUUUCAGUGUGACAGAAUGACUGAUAUCUACAAAGUUUUGAAAAUCAAGUCCAUGUGGUUAGGCUUCAAGGCAAAGCAUUUGGCAAAGGAGCAAGCGUCUUGACUUAUUCAAACUAUUACCUACUGUUCCACACGCCCCUCUUGCCAUCUGUAAAAUGGGGACAGUAAAUCCUACUUGGUGGGGACUUGUGAAAUGAGUUACUGCUUGGGCAGCAGCGCAGUCCCUGGCACAUAGCACUCAAUUUGUGGAUACUGUGAUUCUGAACUUGGGAGGGUGGUAAAGGAAGGGAUGGGGUAGUUGGACUUCAGCCAGGUGGUCCUAGUGGACCAGGCUUGGAUGGCAGCCCUUUGCGGUUGUGCGUGUCCCUUGCUGUGUGGCAAUCCCCCAGCCAUUCCAAGGAAGGGGCCCUGGAAUUAUGGUUCUCCAGGAAUGUGAAAUUGUCUAGGUUUGGGGGAGGGGAAGGGAUUACCUUGUUCACCAAAUGUUUGGCAAUAAAAUUGACACCUGAUAUCA
Equus caballus (horse) is the source of this 8599-nucleotide messenger RNA. It is a transcript of the gene CCDC177, whose product is annotated as coiled-coil domain containing 177. Lineage: Eukaryota; Metazoa; Chordata; Mammalia; Perissodactyla; Equidae. The record is from RefSeq and is a predicted model, not a curated record.